Molecule: messenger RNA, 361 nt
Organism: Aplysia californica (California sea hare)
Lineage: Eukaryota; Metazoa; Mollusca; Gastropoda; Aplysiida; Aplysiidae
Source: RefSeq, a predicted model, not a curated record
GGCAUGCAGGAGUUGAUGGCGAUCUACAAGACAUUCCACGACUUUCUUAACAAUUUUGUGAAACAGUUUCCCUCACAUCUGAACUCCGAUGCCCCUGAGGGUCUUGCAAAUAGCGUGGAUGUCUUGCCCACCAUGUUGGCCCUUACUGACCCACUUUUCGUUGAUGGAAAAGUAAAAAAACUUCAGGAGAAGUUCGAUAGUCUUCAGCAGAUCCUUGGAUUCUUGUUGGACAAAAGCUUCCCCAUUGUGAAGAAGGAAUCCCACAGCUGGUUCGACGCCGAGAGAUCAAAACUUCAGUCGCAAGUCGAUACAAUCAGUACGACUAUGGAACGUUUAGCGCUGAAUCGACAUGAUGUCGUAC